Molecule: messenger RNA, 2002 nt
Organism: Colossoma macropomum (tambaqui)
Lineage: Eukaryota; Metazoa; Chordata; Actinopteri; Characiformes; Serrasalmidae
Product: suppressor of cytokine signaling 2-like
Exons: 3
Coding region: 555-1325 (256 amino acids)
Biological process (GO): intracellular signal transduction; phosphatidylinositol phosphate biosynthetic process
Cellular component (GO): phosphatidylinositol 3-kinase complex
Molecular function (GO): 1-phosphatidylinositol-3-kinase regulator activity
Source: RefSeq, a predicted model, not a curated record
AAGUGGUGUGCUGCCUGAGUACAAGGGAAACGCUGUAAAAAAUAAAUGUGGGACACCGCUGAGUGGAAUCAACAGCAGAUCCUUCAUCAGCAAAGAACCGAGCACAGCAUAUACAAGCGCAGAGAUUAUGGCCUGUUGUUUAAAGGCUAUAAAAGAGUAAAAUAGUGAGCUGUUGUUGGAAACAGGGAACGGGAGCUUCCUACUCUGCCCUGCCCGCCUGCCUGCCUGCUGGGUUUGAUGAAUGUGGUUUUAGGGAAUUCAUUCGGGACAGAGUUCCAAUUAAGGAUUCUGGAUUUUGAAAUGGGACAGAUCUCCAAUUAGAGUAUUUUGGAAAUUGGUCUGGAAACUAAUGCACACCUGGAAAAACCCCACUGGGAUUUAGUUAAUACAGCUGCUUCACUCAGCGGAUCUGUACGUGUGACAUACAUUUUUUCAUGUCUGGAUCUUCAGCAAUGGAGAAUUAACACUGCAGAAAGACCAAAGGUGCUGAUACGAGUCUAUACGGGUGAAAUUUUGGGUCCGUUCCCAGAAACAUUAAGCUGGAAAGAUUUUGGAUGGGGCACACACAGUGCAUCUCCAGAUCAGCAGGGACUGAACAGAUUUUGGUACAGAGGGGCAACUGCGGGCUGGAUGCUCCAGGCCAGCCGCUGCCCGAACCCCCCGGGCCCAGAGCGCUGCAUGGCCAAGAAAUCGUUCCCAACAUUCAACCCGAGAAAUCACACACCGCCGUCCAAGUGAAGGACCGCGAGCUGGAGCCAAAUAGAGUGGAAUCGUCAGAGCAUGCCAAGAGAUUGCAGAAAGCUAUGACUCACCUUAAUGAGUCUGGCUGGUACUGGGGAUCCAUAACAGCUGCGGAGGCCAAAGAGCUUCUGAACGGGGCUCUGGAUGGGGCGUUUCUGCUGCGGGACAGCUCCAACCCGGGUUAUCUUCUCACCUUGUCCGUCAAAACCUCUCUGGGCACCACCCACUUGCGUGUAGAGUAUUCAGGUGGACAGUUUGGCUUUGAUUCCAUGGUGAUGGCUCGUCCUCACCUGCGGCAGUUUAAAGGUGCGGUGGACCUGGUGCAGUAUUACGCUCUGGCUUACCAGCGGCAGGCCGCUCACGGGGAGCCAGAGAUGGACUGUAGAGUGCAGGACACUCCCGCACCCCAGGCAGCCUCAGAAACCACCCUGCAGCUGAAACUGACCAGGCCACGCCACAAAACGACCCGCAGUUUACAGCACUUGUGCCGAGUGGUCAUAAAUCAGCAUUCGCGAAACCACAGAGAUUUACCUUUGCCUGAGAGACUCAAAGACUUUCUGCUGGAAUACCCUUUUGUACUGUAGACUCGAAACUGAAAAUCUGACUUCAUUCUAAUGUGUAGCUCAUUUCUACACAAAUAAAAUAUCUCACAUUCGCACUAUUAUUGCCAAAUAGAAGAUAACUGAACUUAGUAAUAUGAUGUAGGAAAUGGUGCACGCAUUCAAAUCAUGCAAAUUCAGUACAGUGACACAAAAGGCAUUAGACACACUAUGGUGUUAAAGGAGAACUCCAUCAGUUUUUCAAACUUUUGACGUAAUUCAGUGGUAAACAGAGUCAUUCAGAGGGGUUUGAUGUGAAAUGGUUCAGACGUCUUUACAGUGGUGGUGAUAGGAACCAGGGGUCAUCAUGACUACAACACAAAUAUAGACAUUUUAUUUACUAUCCAAAACCACCAGUGAACCUACACGAGUCUUUUGAGUUUUAUAUGGAAAGUUGAUGUUGGUACAAUAAUGGAAAAUCUGAGAAAAUACAUUUUUAAUGUACUAUUGUGUCCUGCACAUAUUUUUGCCAAUUGAUUUUAAAAAGCAAAAUUUUAGGCCAAACUAUAACAAAACAAUUUCUCAAGCAUCAAACAUUGUAUUCAUAAUCAUUUCAUGUAAAAACUUGCUGUGAAGGAGCUUUUAGAGGUGGAUGUGAACCUAGUGAACCUACAUAUGUCUGCUCAGUUUUAUAUGGAAUGUUGAUGAUAAAAUAGUGGAAA